AUGGAGAGUGAAAAAGUACAUAUUCGUCAUGUAAUGCUUUGGGAAUUUCAACAAGGCAAUAGUGCUAAGACGACAGCUGAAAAAAUAUGCAGUGUAUAUGGUGAAGGACUAAUAACUGAUCGAGCAGUUGGAAAUUGGUUUAUAAAAUUCCGUUCUGAAGAUACGACCUUGAAAGACGAACCGAGGGCGGGACGUCCUUCCGACUUUGACGACAACCUUUUAAAGGCAAUUUUGGAGCAAAAUCCACGUAAAUCAACAAGAGGUAUAGCAGAAAGGUUGAAUACAUCACAAUCAACUGUUAACCGCCACCUGGAGAAAUUAGGGAAAGUCAGCAAGUUAGGAGUAUGGGUACCUCACAAUCUCAGUGAACGGAAUAAAGAAGAUCGCAUGUCAAUCGCCACAAGUCUGCUCUCACGAGUAAAAAUUGAGCCCUUUUUGAACAGGAAUGUAACAGGCGAUGAAAAAUGGGUUACCUAUGACAAUAUAGUCCAAAAAGACAAAAGACAGUGGCUUGAUAAGUGUGGGGGAUGUCGGUACAGGAAAGGAGUGUAA
Messenger RNA from Colletes gigas, 552 nucleotides. RefSeq names its product histone-lysine N-methyltransferase SETMAR-like. NCBI's taxonomy places the organism in Eukaryota, Metazoa, Arthropoda, Insecta, Hymenoptera, Colletidae. Gene Ontology annotation, molecular function: nucleic acid binding. The record is from RefSeq and is a predicted model, not a curated record. The transcript has a single exon. Bases 1 to 552 code for a protein of 183 amino acids.